CACUUUUGCCUAGGUUGCAUUUUGAAUCAUCCCUACACGCGUGGCAACCCACGGAGUGCAGAUGUGGGUUAUUACACAGACAAUAGAUCGAACAGUUUCAUCUCCCUGCACGUCUGUCUUUUCUUCUCGUUUGGGUUUGUGAUUCUCCAGUAUAUGUACGCCAACCAAUUUUCACCUUGAAGUCCGUUGAUUAACAGAAGAAGUGUUGUGUGACACACUGGGAGCUGCAAAGGCACGAAGUUCUAUUAUCUGUGAGAUGAUAAUAUAAUGCAAAUGGAGUCACAGGUUCCUACGGACUGUGAGGCAUGCAUCCAACAUGAGAAUCUUGGAAGGAAGGAUGGGAAUUCUGGUGAACCCUCCUCCUCACAAGAUAACAUCGCUCUACAGCAGCCAGUGAAAAAGCGGCCACGGCAAUGGGCUGCUUGGACUCGUCAGGAGGAAGAAAGCUUUUUCAGUGCACUGCGUCUAGUUGGCAAGAAUUUUGAGAAAAUCACUUGCCACGUCCAAAGUAAAAACAAGGAUCAGGUCAGACACUAUUACUAUCGGCUUGUGAGGCGGAUGAAUAAGUUGCUUGGUCCUGAACUUUGUCUUGAUGCUAAAAACUCGAAAGAUACCAAUGCUGCAAUGCUACGAUGGUGGUCAUUAUUGGAAAAGUACAGCUGUAAGGCCUCAAAGCUUCACUUAAAACCUCGAAGAUUUAAGAUAUUUGUAGAGGCUCUGGAGAACCAACUCCUGAAGGACCGCAAAAAGAAUUUAAGGAAACGGCUCUCUCCUGGAGAAAACAACUGCUCUACAGCUCCAAUUACUGUCUCAAAUCCGGUCAGGCCAUCGAGUCACGACAGUCGUGCAGUGAAAUUGGUUCUUGUUGACAGCCAAAACAUGCAAAAAGUUGGACCGGGCAAAGGAUCUUUGGUAAAGCGCAAUGUAAAUUUAGGAACUGAUCGUACUAACAGCAAAAUAGAUUCAUCCUCUCUGAAAACAGCAAAACAUCGUAGGAAAACAGGCUCUUCAACAGCUGCAUAUAAAAGAUGGGAGAAGGCAGCGAUUGCCGGGGUUUCGUUGGUGGCUGAUGCUGCUGAACAUCUGGAGCGGACAAUCACUGAGAAAGAGGUUGCACAAGAAGUUGAAUGCGUCCACGAAACACAAGCGGGUGGUGGUUCCCAGCCUGCUGGAAAAGUGGAGCUCUCUUUGCCAAUGUCAUCACAAAGUCUUAGCAACGAAUACAAUGCACACAACUCCAUGAAACUUAAGCUCCAGCUGUUCCCAAUUGAUGACUGCACUCGGAAAUCCUUGGAAGCGGACAAUUAUAAUCCCCAUCUGGAGCUCACUUUGGGUUCACGAAAGAAGAUAUCAUCUGUAUUGGAUCACCUCAACCGCAAAUGGGGAAAUUCAAACUUAUUAUCUGGAGAUUUAAUGCUUUUCCCUUACUGGGCACACUGUGAAAACCUGGCGGGGUGUCAGAAGUGGACCAAGGACUCUCCGGUCUGUGCAGCGGAUGUAUAUGCAAAAGUUGGAAGCCCGCAAGUUUUCCGCCUCAGAUAUGGUUGGUAUGCAAAAGCUGAGCUUGAAUCUGCAAUACCUCAAGCGUUGCAGUCCUAUGCUGAUGUUAGUGAGAAAAAUAGCAUCAAUUCAAUGAAAGAGCACAACAUUGAGUCUGUGCCGGCAUCAAGUCCAACUUAUCACAAAUCAGGGAACCCAAUGGGGGGUACUUGUCAAGAACUGUUAGCCUCUGCAGAUAAGAUGGCUUCUAUGACUCCCUCUUCAACAUUUGUUUCGAAGGAUGAGAUAAUCAAGUGUGAUAGAUUGGAUCCCAACAUUAAUAGUUCAAGGCACAUUGAGAGUAUUCCAGCUGUUUCAGUAGUCAGAAGGGAGACCGGAGCUCUGGCUGAUAUAAGACAAGUUGAAAGCAUGGAUGAUUGGAGCAAGCAGAAGGAUUUGGUACUUUCAGCUGGGGAGUGGGCUGAUAGUCUUACCUGUAUAAGUAUGGGGGAUCUACUUUCUGACUCGAUGCUCAACGUGGAUGCUAACUGUGCUGAUUUACCAUUGCCUGUUGGCUCUAGCUCUCUGCAGCAGAUCCCAUUCAGUUGUGACUCUUUUGACACUGCAAUCGCUGCUCACAUAUACAAACAUCAAAACAAAGUCGGUUCACAGCUGGGUCUUGCACCUCACGCACCUUCUAUUUGGGAUGCUGAAGAAACAUGUGAUGCCUUUGCAUUUCAAAAGAGUGGUGCUUUCUGUGAAAUAGGCCAGAGUGAUAUCAGGAAUGCUUCUCUACAGACCUGUACACAAAUUAUUAGGACGAGUUCUUCAGUAUCCCAAAAUGCAGUUGAGGAGUUGACUGAAGACAAGAAAUCAAAUAAUGAUGGUCCUACAUAUGGAGAGCCAAUGGACACGUUAGAGAAUUCUGCAAAGGAUUUUAGUGGACUAACUGACACAUAUUGGCCUGACUCGUUAGGACCACUAGAUUUGGAUAUACCCUCUUGUAGAUUGCAUAGUGAUGAUAUAAUUCUUAGCGAUAGCAUUGGUGGUUUGAACCGAUUCCUAGCGAACAGUCUGGAUGCCUUUCAGAAUUGCUCGUACUUUGGGUUGGACAAGAAAGAAUCUGCAUCCGUAGUUGAAGGUCGCCAGACAGCUUCCGUUUCAGAUUUCAAAAUCAGCGGUUAAGUUUAAAAUUCACCAGACAACCCAUAUAUGAAAUACUUUAGACGGUGGAGUGAGCAUUGUCAUGUAAAACUUGGCUGGAAUGAUGCAGUUUGGUUUUAUGUGGAUCAUCACAGAGGGGAUAUUAGCAUUUUCGAAAGCAGAAAGCUAUAUCAAGGAGAAACGCUUUUGUGAUGUAACAAAGUAGACAAAACAAAUUACGGCCCUAUACAUUUUAUACCGGCUCCUGAUGCUGCUGAUAUAUUCCUGUAUAUGUGUUAACUUACUGACGCUAAUGUGAUAAUGUGCUGAUGCACGUUGAUUUGAAAUAUAAAUAAUUGAAGGGACACCACAAUUUUUAUUUGUUACAUCA
Olea europaea var. sylvestris is the source of this 3013-nucleotide messenger RNA. Its product is annotated as TSL-kinase interacting protein 1. Gene Ontology annotation, molecular function: chromatin binding. NCBI's taxonomy places the organism in Eukaryota, Viridiplantae, Streptophyta, Magnoliopsida, Lamiales, Oleaceae. The transcript has 15 exons. Gene Ontology annotation, cellular component: nucleus. The record is from RefSeq and is a predicted model, not a curated record. Gene Ontology annotation, biological process: pattern specification process. The coding region runs from base 268 to 2664 and encodes 798 amino acids.